Trichoplax adhaerens is the source of this 559-nucleotide messenger RNA. RefSeq lists its product as hypothetical. Gene Ontology annotation, molecular function: hydrolase activity. Gene Ontology annotation, biological process: purine ribonucleotide catabolic process. Bases 25 to 405 code for a protein of 126 amino acids. NCBI's taxonomy places the organism in Eukaryota, Metazoa, Placozoa, Uniplacotomia, Trichoplacea, Trichoplacidae. Gene Ontology annotation, cellular component: cytoplasm; nucleus. The record is from RefSeq and is a predicted model, not a curated record. The transcript has 3 exons.
AUUGCUCCAUCUUUCGCAGUCACCAUGGCAGAGGAGGUGGAAAAAGCUCAAGAAGCACCCGAUACUGGUGAUACAAUAUUUGGUAAAAUUUUACGACGUGAAAUUCCAUGCGACUUUCUGUAUGAAGAUGAUUUGUGUGUAGCUUUCAAAGAUGUUAAUCCUCAAGCUCCAGUCCACUUUUUGGUCAUUCCGCGAAAGCCUAUACCAUGCCUUGAGAAAGCUUGCAAUGAGCAUACUUCUUUACUAGGUCAUUUGCUAAUAAUAGCUAAUAAAGUUGCUCAACAACUGAACGUCACCAAUGGAUAUCGUGUUGUGAUCAACAAUGGCAAAGACGGUGCUCAAUCAGUUUACCAUCUGCAUAUCCAUGUCUUGGGAGGAAGACAAAUGCAAUGGCCCCCAGGCUAACUGCUAUACUGUACGCUGGUAGCAAGAGUCAAAAAGUUUGUAUUACAUGUGAAUUGCAGCCGUUGUUAUUGACUCUAAUAUCAAUGCGCUAUCACAAACUGAUAAUCUAACAUAGUUCAAAAGUUAUUGUCUUAGAUCUAGCCUUGCAGUGUGA